Didymella exigua CBS 183.55 is the source of this 1728-nucleotide messenger RNA. Its product is annotated as NADH dehydrogenase I, D subunit. Gene Ontology annotation, biological process: mitochondrial electron transport, NADH to ubiquinone. The record is from RefSeq and is a predicted model, not a curated record. Gene Ontology annotation, molecular function: NAD binding; NADH dehydrogenase (ubiquinone) activity; quinone binding. Bases 88 to 1539 code for a protein of 483 amino acids. Lineage: Eukaryota; Fungi; Ascomycota; Dothideomycetes; Pleosporales; Didymellaceae. The transcript is spliced from 3 exons.
ACGGGCUUCACCACCGCCACGCCCUCAAUCUCGACUCCACUCGCCCAUUGAGGCUUCCCCCGGGCACGACAGCGAGCCUCCCCCAUCAUGCCUGCAACCAUCGCGCGUCUGGCCGGCCACGCCGCGAAGCGAGUGUGCCUGAACGCCGCCCGCCCGCAGCUGCGCGGCCAGCUCCCUGCCCGCCCGACACGGCCGACUGCGCGCCCGCUGUCGACGACGCUCGCCCGCCGCUAUGCCGAGGUCGACGGCAGCCAGCGCACGCGCAUGGUGCCCACCACCGAGGACUUUAGUCGCCCCAUUGAGCCCGAGGACGCCGACGAGCUGGCCGCGCUGGAGGCCGAGGCCGAGGACAGCGACGUCCACAGCGCCCGCAAGAUCCGCCACUACACGGUCAACUUUGGGCCCCAGCACCCCGCCGCCCACGGCGUGCUGCGUCUGAUCCUGGAGCUCAACGGCGAGGAGAUUGUGCGCGCCGACCCCCACGUGGGCCUGCUGCACCGCGGCACCGAGAAGCUCAUCGAGUACCGCACCUAUCUGCAGGCCCUGCCGUACUUUGACCGCCUCGACUACGUCUCCAUGAUGACCAACGAGCAGUGCUUCUCCCUCGCCGUGGAGAAGCUGCUGAACAUUGACAUCCCCAUCCGUGCCAAGUACAUCCGCACGCUGUUCGGCGAGAUCACCCGCAUCCUGAACCAUCUCAUGUCCGUCCUGUCCCAUGCCAUGGACGUUGGUGCGCUGACGCCGUUCCUGUGGGGCUUCGAGGAGCGCGAGAAGCUCAUGGAAUUCUACGAGCGUGUCUCUGGCGCCCGUCUGCACGCCGCCUACGUCCGCCCCGGCGGCGUGUCGCAGGAUCUGCCCAUUGGCCUGCUCGACGACAUCUACCAGUGGGCCACUCAGUUUGGUGACCGCAUCGACGAGACGGAGGAGAUGCUGACCGACAACCGCAUCUGGAUUGGCCGCACCAAGGGUGUUGGCAUCGUCUCUGCCGCCGAUGCCAUCAACUACUCCUUCUCCGGUGUCAUGCUCCGAGGGUCCGGUGUCCCCUGGGACAUCCGCAAGUCGCAGCCAUACGACGCAUACGACAGGGUCGACUUCGACGUCCCCGUCGGUGUCAAUGGCGACUGCUACGACCGCUACCUCUGCCGCAUGGAGGAGUUCCGCCAGUCGCUCCGCAUCAUCCACCAGUGCUUGAACGACAUGCCCGCCGGCCCCAUCAAGGUCGAGGACUACAAGAUCGCACCCCCUCCCCGUGCCGCCAUGAAGGAGAACAUGGAGGCCCUCAUCCACCACUUCUUGCUCUUCAGCAAGGGCUACACGGUACCACCUGGCGAGACAUACAGCGCCAUCGAGGCACCCAAGGGCGAGAUGGGUGUCUUCCUUGUCUCGGACGGCAGCGAGAGGCCAUACAGGUGCAAGAUCAGGGCGCCCGGUUUCGCACACUUGGCCUGCAUGGACCAGAUCUCCAGAGGGCAUCUGUUGGCCGACGCGGUCGCCAUUAUUGGAACUAUGGAUCUGGUCUUCGGAGAAGUCGACAGGUAGAGAAUCAAGACGGAAGAAAACGAAUUGCGCUAGCUUGAGAUACCAGGCGGCUGACUGUACAUACUGUACCCCUACUUUUUUUUUGAAAGUCAAUCGACGUUUUGCACGCUCACAUUGUCUGCGCUUUGACAGCUGCCCUGUGGUCAUUCGGUGUCGCAUAACAUGAAGGCUUAUCAGACUCCACGCAGC